UAAAGAACACGAAAUAAAAUAAACAAACUUGAGGUGGGUUAGUUCGUAUAUAUUACAAUCUCCACUUUUGAUUUUCCGGUAAUGGGAGAUGAAGACUGGAUUAUAGUGCGGAAACCCACGGUUGCAGCCCUCUGGAACUCAUGCUUCAUGGACUCCCAGUGUUCAAUUUCAAGGCCACUCAAAGUCAUCUUCAACGAACCCGCCAACUACUGGACCGACGCCCUUCCCGUUGGAAACGGUCGUCUCGGUGCCAUGAUUUGGGGUGGCGUCGCUUCCGAACUUAUCCAGCUCAACGAGGACACACUUUGGACUGGGGUUCCUGGAGACUAUACAAACCCCAAUGCCCCAAAUGCACUGUCAGAGGUUAGAAAACUCGUUGACAGUGGUAAAUAUGCUGAAGCUACUGCAGCAGCAGCCGAGCUGGUAGGAAAUCCUGCAGAUGUUUAUCAACUACUUGGUGAUAUCAAGCUGGAAUUUGAUGAUUCUCAUCUGAAUUAUACUAAAGAAACGUAUCAAAGAGAGCUGGACUUGGAUAAUGCAACUGUGCGAAUAAAAUAUAAUGUGGAUGGUAUAGAAUUUACAAGAGAUCAUUUCGCCUCUAAUCCCGACCAAGUUGUAGUAACAAAGAUUUCUGGAAGCAAACCAGGGUCUCUAUCCUUCAAUGUAUAUCUGGACAGCAAGUUGGAUCACCAUUGUAAAAUGAACGGCAAAAGUCAGAUUAUAAUGGAAGGACAUUGCCCUGAAAAGCGAAUCCCAGCACAAGUGUACGCAGAUGACAAUCCAAAGGGUAUCCAGUUUUCUGCUAUUCUUGAUUUACAGAUAAGUGAGGCAAAUGGCAUGAUACAUAUUCUAAAUGACAGCAAGUUGAGGGUUGAAGGUUCAGAUUGGGCAAUUUUGCUUUUGGUGGCAUCAUCUUCAUUUGAUGGACCAUUCACCAAGCCUUCAGAUUCGAAGAAGGAUCCUACUUCAGAUUCUCUUAGUGUUUUGAAGUCCAUUAGAAGUCUAUCAUAUGUUGAUCUUUAUGCUCAUCAUUUGGAUGACUAUCAAAAUCUGUUCCACCGUGUCGCACUGCAGCUUUCAAAAAGCUCAAGAUCUAUUUCGUGUCCCAAGCAAAAUCAAGAUAGUAGUGUUUCAACAGCUGAGAGAAUAAAAUCUUUUCAAAUUGAUGAGGAUCCAUAUCUCGUCGAGCUGCUGUUCCAGUUUGGUCGAUAUUUGCUUAUUUCUUCUUCACGACCUGGAACUCAGGUGGCAAACUUGCAAGGAAUAUGGAACAAAGAUCUUCAGCCAAAAUGGGAUUCUGCUCCUCACUUGAACAUCAAUCUUGAAAUGAAUUAUUGGCCUUCCUUGCCGUGCAACCUUAGCGAAUGCCAGGAGCCUUUAUUUGAUUUCCUCAGUUUCCUAUCAGUCAAUGGUCAUAAAACUGCAAAAGUCAACUAUGAAGCAAGUGGUUGGGUUGUACAUCAUAAAUCUGAUAUAUGGGCGAAAUCAUCCGCAGAUGCUGGUAAUGUUGACUGGGCAUUAUGGCCCAUGGGUGGAGCCUGGCUGUGUGUCCAUCUGUGGGAACACUACAUAUAUACAAUGGACAUUGAUUUUCUUAAAGACAAGGCAUAUCCUUUGCUAGAAGGAUGUGGGGUUUUCCUGUUAGAUUGGUUGAUCGAAGGGCAAGGGGGUUAUCUUGAAACUAACCCGUCAACAUCUCCUGAACAUGACUUUAUCGCUCCAGACGGUAACCAUGCUAGUGUGAGCUAUUCUUCAACCAUGGACAUGGCAAUCAUAAAAGAAGUAUUCUCUGUGAUUCUUUUAGCUGCUGAGGUUUUAGAUAAAAAUGAUGAUGCUCUGGUAAAAAGAGUGUAUACAGCUCAGUCAAGGCUUUAUCCGACCAAAGUUGCUCAAGAUGGUUCCAUCAUGGAAUGGGCACAAGAUUUUCAGGACCCAGAUGUACAUCACCGACAUCUUUCGCACUUAUUUGGACUUUUUCCUGGACACACACUGACGAUUGAAAGUACACCAGACCUUUGCAAAGCUGCGGUAAAUACACUUCAUAAACGAGGAGAGGAAGGACCAGGAUGGUCAACCAUGUGGAAAGCAGCUUUGUGGGCACGGCUCGGUAACAGCGAACACUCGUAUCGAAUGGUCAAACAUUUAAUCAACUUUGUGGAUCCAGAACAUGAGGAAGCUUUCAAAGGUGGAAUAUACAGUAAUUUAUUUGCAGCACACCCUCCUUUUCAGAUAGAUGCCAACUUUGGUUUUACAGCUGCAGUUGCAGAAAUGCUAGUUCAAAGUACCAUGGAAGACCUGUACUUGCUUCCUGCACUUCCCCGGGAGAAAUGGGGAAAUGGGUGUGUGUUCGGAUUGAUGGCAGCUGGGGGAGUGAGGGUUAACAUUCGCUGGGAAGAAGGAAAUCUCCACCAAGUAAGACUUUGGUUGAAAAGCCAGAAUUCUUUGAAAAGAUUCAGAUUACACUAUAGAGAAACCAUGGUACCUGCAAACUUAUCAUGUGGAAGAAUGUACACGUACAAUGGACAGUUAGACUGCGUCAAUACUUGCUCCUUCCUAUAUGAUUAAAAAGAUUGAAUGCCGAUCCUUUUGGUGUUUAUAUUCAAUAAAUUUGAGCAGCUUCGGUUCCUCCCUUCUGUUCACGUGUUGUACUAUUAUCUUACAGA
Hibiscus syriacus is the source of this 2663-nucleotide messenger RNA. RefSeq names its product alpha-L-fucosidase 2-like. Gene Ontology annotation, molecular function: alpha-L-fucosidase activity. The transcript is spliced from 11 exons. The record is from RefSeq and is a predicted model, not a curated record. NCBI's taxonomy places the organism in Eukaryota, Viridiplantae, Streptophyta, Magnoliopsida, Malvales, Malvaceae. Gene Ontology annotation, biological process: carbohydrate metabolic process. Bases 82 to 2565 code for a protein of 827 amino acids.